This is a messenger RNA of Ochlerotatus camptorhynchus, 3077 nucleotides long. RefSeq lists its product as uncharacterized. Gene Ontology annotation, cellular component: membrane; HCN channel complex. Lineage: Eukaryota; Metazoa; Arthropoda; Insecta; Diptera; Culicidae. Gene Ontology annotation, biological process: regulation of membrane depolarization; potassium ion transmembrane transport; sodium ion transmembrane transport. The coding region runs from base 880 to 2952 and encodes 690 amino acids. Gene Ontology annotation, molecular function: voltage-gated potassium channel activity. The transcript is spliced from 8 exons. The record is from RefSeq and is a predicted model, not a curated record.
GUGUAUCUCAGUGAAUGUAGUGCACUUCACGGUUCUAACAGAACACUUCACUUUUGACUUUUUAGAUUUUUUUUUUAUAAUUAAAUAACCAAACGUCACAUGCCAAGGAUAUUGAUUAUAACCUUGUGUCAUUCCGUGAGAAUAGGGAACUGAAAGCUGACCUGGGAAAAUCUUACGAUUAAAGUGCACUAAUCGACAAGCUUUUCACAAUUUGUUUUGUUUAGUAUUAGUGUAGUACUUUUCAAUGUGGAAAUAAUAGUCUUCAGAGUUUAUGUAAUUUUAAAAAUCGGUUAAUAUACGACAUUUUCCAAUGUUAGUGUUCUGGUGAACAAAUUAGAAAUCAAAAAGUAGACAUUUUGUCGUUAGAUUCAGUAGUUUAUAUCAUAAGACGAAAAGAACUGUUUCUAUCCCGAAAUCGAUUAGUUUGAAUUGUGUGUUACAGUGAAAGAAAAGAAUACUGCAUAAAAUUAUCUGGGAAUCCAUGGAAGGCGAUAGCUACAAAUAUCAAAUUGAGAAGAAAGAAUAGAAAGAAAUAAUAAUACAUUUCAUGCAUUUGGGAUCCAAAGAAUGUGUGAAACGGUGAUACAGGAAUCUGGUCAAGUGAAUGUUGAAAGUGUUGUUACAUAAUCACAAAAUUGACAACGCAUUGUUUUCGUUACGCGAAUGCCAAUAGCACCAGAAAAAAAUAUAUUAGUGAAUUACUCAAUAGACGGUUAUAAGUGACAUUAAAAUAUUUUCAUAAAGUUUGGAAGUAGUAUGAAAAAAUCAAGUUCAGUACAGCAGUAUCAUUGGAAUUAUGUUAAAAACACAAGAAACCAACUAGAAAUUUUGGAUUAGCUCCUAUUACUAAGGCACAUAUGAGGCUUGAACUUUUUUAAAAUGCCAUUUAAAAAAAUUGAAAGAAGAGUUAGUGGACCGGGAGCCUAUUGCAAUAAUUAUCUGCAAAACAGUCAGGAAAACUCGGAGUUUCUACAACUUUAUCAAAAUCAGCUGCACCAGUCUUCAGUGAACGUUGGAUAUAGUAACAUAGUUUAUGGUAGUAACAAUAGUGCACAGCAUGGUUCAUCAAAAUGUGGCUCCGCAACAACAACGUUAGCAGAUAAACCGGGACUCCGAGCAACAGAGCCUGAAUUAGCGAAUCCUUCGUACAACAACUUGGAUAAAGCAUCGUCGGUUCCUGAUGAAAAUAAUUUAAAUUUUAAUCUCGAUAAAAAUAAUGCAAAAUCAUUAUCAGCAAACAAUUGUAGUGGUGCCCAUAAAAGUGUUGUAUCAGGUGGAAUUGGUAGUAGUAAAGGAAAUGGAAGCAGUGAUUAUCAAUCAAAGUAUUAUAAGAGUGAUAACAGUAACAACUUGAACACCCCAGCAACGAGUAACGUAACGGAGCAUCAGCAUAUGUUGAGUGAAUCGAAUGACAAUUCGAACAAUAGUGUUAGAAAUUCGCCCCUGUUCAAUGGAUGUAAAAGUGUUCUUCAACCAGCGCAUUCAGUGAAUAAUUCAAACAAGCCUUCGUUAAGCAAAAACGCAUUACUAAGCUCGUGCCAGGGAUCAUUCCAUUCUUUACAGGGUGGUCUUAGUUCAGACAACAGCACAUUUGUGCAACCGUAUAGUAGUAGUAUAUCUUCAACAAAUUCUUCGUCAAAUACGACGGCAGUUGUAAGUUCACAGCAACAAUCUAGCAGUUUAGCUCACUUUCAUCAGCAGCAACUCUCUCAACAUCGGCAAGGCUGUUCUAUAACACCAGCUGAAUCAUUAAAUGGUAGCGGCACAUUAGUUUUUAGUAGAUCAAGGAUUAACAGUAAUAGUGAUUCAUCUAAUAAUAAGAACAACAACUUUAACAAACUUAACUACGACAAAAAAUGCUCGAGUUCUGGUGCUAACAUAAAUAUACAUAGUAAUAACCGUAACAAAAGCAAUAACAAUAGUAACACAAUAAACAUUAGCAGUAGUAGUAGUAGUAAUCAUCAAAGUGAAACCAAUCAGUUGAAGAGUAUUAUCGAAUUGAAUACUCAAGUUAGUGAAUUGAAUAGUAAAAAUAUUGAGUUUAACAGGCAACUAAGUGCACCUACUGAAAACAACAAUAAUCAAAACAACCCCAAUUGCUACAGUAACAGUGUGUACAAUCUAUAUUCGAAUCACAUAUUGAGUCAAUACUACACCGGUUCACCGAACACAAAUAGUCUCAACCGAACGAAAAAGAAGAGGAGCUUCAAGCUGAACGGAAGAUUAUUUAAUGCAGCUAGCACUGAUUCUAUAAGGUUUCACUCGAAUCUUAUAAAUCAAAAUGAAAACGAUUUAAGGGUAUCAAUUGAUAAUACUUGUACAGAUUCCUUAGUAACAGCAUUGGACGACGAAGCACUUUUAAUUAAUGAUUACAUAAACGAUAUGGCAAAAUCAAAAGUACAUUUUGACGACGUUUCCCUAUACGGGACACCAAAAGAAGAACCGCUUCCAAGCAUACCACCGUCUACUGAAAAGCCAUCAUCGAAUUUUUUGAAAAACCAGCUACAAGCAUGGUUUCAGCCAACAGACAAUCGACUUGCUAUGAAGCUUUUCGGAAGCAAAAAGGCUCUAGUGAAAGAAAGGAUUCGACAAAAGACAUCCGGCCAUUGGGUGAUUCAUCCUUGCAGUUCAUUUAGGUUUUACUGGGACUUGUGUAUGUUACUACUGCUAGUAGCAAAUCUGAUAAUAUUGCCUGUUGCCAUAUCCUUUUUUAAUGAUGACCUCAGUACGAGAUGGAUUGCCUUCAACUGCUUAAGUGAUACGAUUUUUUUGGUUGACAUAGUAGUCAACUUUAGGACAGGCAUUAUGCAACAAGAUAACGCCGAACAAGUGAUAUUAGAUCCUAAGCUUAUCGCAAAACAUUAUUUGAAAACAUGGUUUUUUCUUGACUUAAUUUCAUCGAUACCACUAGACUACAUAUUCCUCAUAUUCAACCAGGUAAGUAUUACAUAACGAUUUCAAUAGAGAGAGACAUGCCAACUGGUUUAUGCUUAUAAAGUUUGUACACACCAAAAAGUAGAUCGAAAAAUCGUUCCAAAAAAUCAUGCAGCAGGUUAAUCAGAUAUUAACUUGUUCAU